Triticum turgidum subsp. durum (durum wheat) is the source of this 552-nucleotide messenger RNA. The record is from the annotation of a GenBank genome assembly. NCBI's taxonomy places the organism in Eukaryota, Viridiplantae, Streptophyta, Magnoliopsida, Poales, Poaceae.
AUGGCCCAUGGGAAGAGGUCUAGGCAGCAGGCCGAGUCGACCUCGGUCAGCCUGCUGGACCUGGACAGCGGCGACAUGGCGCGCAUCCUGCUGCUCUUCUCCGGCCACCACCAGCACCACGCCCACUACGGGCCUUCGUCGCCGGAGAGGGUGUUCGAGUGCAAGACCUGCAACCGGCGCUUCCCGUCCUUCCAGGCGCUCGGCGGGCACCGCGCCAGCCACAAGAAGCCGCGCCUGGCGGACGGCGCCGGCGCCGAGCCGCCCAAGCCCAAGGUGCACGGCUGCUCCAUCUGCGGGCUCGAGUUCGCCGUCGGCCAGGCGCUCGGCGGCCACAUGCGCCGCCACCGCGCCGUCGCGGCGGCAGGGGCCGGUGUCGGGCUUGGCCUCAGCCUCGGCCUCGGCAUCGGGCCGAACGAGGGCGGCAACAAGAAGGCCGCGACGGCCGAGCUGGCGCUCGACCUGAACGAGCCGGCACUGGAGGAGGAGCCAGCCGAUCGCGCCAUGCUUGGGCUCGCCAUGGAAUUCCCCGUGGUGGUUGACUUUCGACGUUAG